Histoplasma mississippiense is the source of this 750-nucleotide messenger RNA. RefSeq lists its product with no specific name. Bases 1 to 750 code for a protein of 249 amino acids. The record is from RefSeq and is a predicted model, not a curated record. NCBI's taxonomy places the organism in Eukaryota, Fungi, Ascomycota, Eurotiomycetes, Onygenales, Ajellomycetaceae. The transcript has 2 exons.
AUGGCUGAAAUCCUCUAUUUAACUAUGGAUGGAGAACCUCCCAAUGGAGGAUUGCCCCCGAACUUGGGAACUUUUGCACACGCGCCACAGCCACAAUUUCCUGCUCCUGGAUUUCCAAUGUUUGUACCAGGCCCGCCUUCACAGGCACCUGUUGAACAAGCCCCUCUCCAAGGAUUUUUUGGACCAGCAUUUUUCCCUCCAGUCUUCCCUGCCAACAUGUUUGAUUUCCAGCCCCAACAAGCACAGCAGUUUGGUAUGCAGGAGCCUGCUUUUAACCCUGGGCCCCCUGCCCCUCCCAACUACCAAAACCCGCACGGCGGUAUUAUGCCGGGCACAACCGAUCAACCGCUUGUUCUGCCUGGAGGGCAUGGAUAUAUAUUCCCACCACAUAACACAACCAUCCACUUAUUCCGCUGCACAACUCACUACCCUUGGGAUUCCCACGACGGAAUCUUCGAUUUCGUGACAUACCAGGCUCCAACCAAUAUGACCGUGGCAGAUCUUAUUAGGCAAAUAUGCCCACAGGGUGAUGCUAUAAGAGGACGCGGACUCAUUGAAUGCCAACAAGAGGUCUUCGGGGGUACGACCAGAUUUACUAGGGGCCAAGAAUAUUUCAUUGGAGAAGGGAAAGGAGAAGCUGCUGCCAUGCAAGAGAUUGUAGGCAAAACUCUCACAGAAGUUGGCUGGAAUGAACACCGGAGGGCAAAUGCAAAUCCGGUUUGGCUGGCCAGCUCCCUCAGCUUGCAAUGA